CAUGGUGGUGGUGGUGGAGAGAGAGGGGGGGCUGCUUCUUCUUUUUCCCCGUGUUUGUGGUCUGCUGGUUGGGGGAGGGGUUUUACAAACAGCGCAGGCAGCAGGAAGAGACCUGCGUGUUAACGUUUGGGCAUAAAGAAAGACCCCUGCUGUGCCGGAGCUCUCUACCACCACCACCACUGUCACUCACUCCUCUUCUAUAUGACAAUGAGGGUGUCGUUACAAAACAUACACAUACAUUAUGAAUUUAUUUAUUUAUUUUUUUUACACAAAACGAGCGACCCCCACCCCCCUUCAAGAAGAAACCAGGGUUAAAGUUCACAGGAAGCUGGGGGGCUGCCAUUUUUUCGCUGCUUGCUAACGUCUAACGUUAGAUGCUAAAGCGACGGGGAGGGGCGGUUGGUAAGAAUCAACGGCUCUUUUUUUUUAUCCGUUAACGGCACAAAACAAAACAAAAACCCUCCGCCGUUAUUUCUCCGUCUCUCUCUCUGUCUUCGACCGCUGUCGCCAACAACCAUUGUUGUUUUGGAUGAAUUCGGCAUGGAGAAGGUAGCGGAGCCGUCUUGGACUUCUUCGUACACCUACCAGGUGAGCAAGCACAGUGCGGAGAUGCUACACAACCUCAACGUCCAGAGGAAAGAUGGAGGCAGGUUCUGCGAUGUGAUCCUACGCGUCGGCGAGGAGAGCUUCCCCGCUCACAAGGCUGUGCUGGCCGCCUGCAGCGAGUACUUCGAGUCGGUCUUCAGCCGUCAGACGGACGGAGACGGCGACGCCAAGGAGCUGGAGAUGCACACCAUCAGCCCGAAAGUUUUUAAAGACGUUUUGGACUUUGCUUACACCUCCAGGAUUGUGGUGCGGUUGGAGUGUUUCCCGGAGUUGAUGACAGCUGCCAAGUUUCUGCUGAUGCGGUCGGUCAUCGAGAUAUGUCAGGAGGUGAUCAAACAGUCCAACGUACAAAUCCUGGUCCCCACCUCACGCGGAGGAGACGCCAGCCUUUUCCAGGCCACCACCGGGGCCACGGAGCUGGGCUUCCCGGUGGCACAGCACGACCUGGUGAACGGAACGAGCAUGCUGGUGAACGGUCAGGGCUUUGCUAACAAUGCACACAUGCAUGUGGACGGGAGUGAAGACGCCGCCGCCGCCGUGCUACUGGAGGGGGAGACGUCGUCGUCGGUGCCAGUGUUGGAGCCCGUCGAGGGACUGUCCGUGUCCCCGUCUACGGAAAUGUCGGGGAGUGCGUUUCAACACGACGCUGGCUCCCCGGGCUCGAAAAGAAGCAGGGGGAGACCAAAGAAAGCUGGUGGGGUAGUGGAGCCUUUACACUUUAAUCACAACACCCAGAAAGACAACGGGUUGUUUCCGUGCGGGACAUGCGGGAAAGCUUUCACGGAGGCUUCCCGUUUGAAGAACCACGAAGCGCAGCACGGAGCCCAACAACACCACCACCACAACAACAACAACAACAACAACGUCGGUGACAGCCUGUCAUCGGCGGGCGGCGUGUCUCUAAUGUCUCAGCCCGGUUUGGUGGAAAACGGCGUGCAGCUACACGGAGGGCUGACGGUGGAUAACGGCCGCAAACGGGAGAGGACCAGGCGGCAUGUCGGCUGUGACAUUUGCGGGAAAGUUUUCCGCGACGUUUACCACCUGAACCGACACAAGCUCUCCCAUUCCGGGGAGAAGCCGUACGCGUGCCCGGUGUGCGGGCUCCGGUUCAAGCGCAAGGACAGGAUGUCAUACCAUGUGCGGUCCCAUGACGGGUCUGUGGGCAAACCGUAUGUGUGCCAAAGCUGUGGGAAAGGUUUUUCAAGACCAGACCACCUGAAUGGACAUAUCAAACAGGUUCACACUACAGAGAGACCCCACAAGUGCCAGAUUUGUAACGCCUCUUUUGCCACGAGAGAUCGCCUCCGGUCACACCUCGCAUGCCACGAGGACAAAAUCCCCUGCAAAGUCUGUGGCAAGUUUCUGCGGGCUGCCUACAUGACGGACCACCUCAAGAAACACAGUGAAGGAACGCAUAACUACUGUGGCAUUUGCAACAAAGGUUUCUCCACUGCGUCCUACCUUAAGGUGCAUAUAAAGACACACCAUGGCUCUCCACUGCCCCCCUCUGCCACAAUGCACACCUUCCCUGAGCCAAGGGGGGAACUGCAGAUGCACAACGGCAACCCUUACCACAUGGGACGCCAGUGCUCAGUGGAAGACCUGUGCGCCAGUCGCCAGCUGCUUCGCACCUCGUCUGAGGCAGAGGGUCGCUUUCAUGGGCUCUCUGGACACCCAGUUCUUCCCCAGCCUGGCCCUCCAGCCUUGGGCCUGCAGCCUGAGCUGCUCAUGGGGAAGGCAGGUGGGGCUCCAUAUUUCUGGGAGUGUCGCUCUGGCGGGUUGCCUGGCUUCCCCGUCCAUGGGCCUGUUGCAGACGGGCAGGAAAACGCCGGGAAAUGUCCUCACCUGGAAUCAGAAGAAUCGGAUCCUUCAUUUGUGGAGCUGUCCAACGGCGACGAGCUUAAAUCUCCACACAAACCUGAUGGGCCGGAACUGGAGAUGCCCUCUUUAGCCUGCAACGGAGCCUCGGCGGGGACCUUGGGGUCUCCGGAGGCAUCUAAAGCCAAGACGGACCCCGAGAAGAAAUUUAACUGCGGCAUCUGUGGCCAAGCUUUCCGCACCAAGUCCUACCUCAACAAGCACCAGCACAGAGUUCACAAAGCCCAGAAGGCCCAGGGGGUUUCAGGGCCGAGCUUAAAUGAGCUGGCCCCCUCCCUGACCUCUCCCUUCUCCCCUCAACAAAACAUGUCUCUGCUCGAGUCGUUUGGCUUUCAGAUAGUCCAGUCUGCGUUUGCCUCUUCACUGGUGGAUGCCGAGGCGGGUCAAAGUGGAAUGGACUUCGGAGGGAAGUGAUAUAUUUGCUUAAGUUCUUGCAAAGCCUCUCAUUCUUAGGACAAAGCCGGGUUGCCCACAGAAGAUGCUCUGUAUUUGGGAAUAACUUUGCCUCAAGACUACUUUUUCUGUUUGUGACAUUGCUUAAUGUGUAUCUGAUAUUUUUGUCACAGACUGCCAUACAAUUCCUACUUUUUCUACUUUUUCAGAGUAUGAAAAGUGCGUGUACGUUGUUAAAAUUUUCUUUAUAAAGAGACAACAUGAAGGUUUUAUGUCCUUUGCCUGAUGUAGAUCUGUUGAAGUUACGUUUGCUCUCAUUUGUUUUUUCGGCUUGCGUGUCAUUGAGCUUUCUUAGCUGCACAAACGUUUCUUGCCAUGAGGUGAAUUAUUCACUGCUUAUUUACUUUAAAAACAAGUAAUUGCUUAUUGUCUGUGUGAAUUCUGUAUUUAUGUUGUUUUCUCUGCGUCUUUUCAAGAAGGAUCUUGUUUUUCUUAAGGACAGGGAUUUAAAUUGGCCUCAAUUUUUAUAGCAGGUUUUCUUUGAUUCUUUUAAUUAUUCCAAGAAACAUUCCCAACAGGCCCGAGGCAUAUUUCUUGACACAUUUAUUAUAAGUAAUUUUCUUCCACUUCAUAAAGGAAGUAUCCGGUUGCUCGCCGUUGAGUAGCAUUAAUCAAAGACCUUUAAAGAAUUGCUAUUGACAGGAUUAUAGUUAUGAAGCACUUUUACCUGUAAAUUUACACAAAGCUCACCCUGCAAAAAUACAACUAAAACAAAAAUGAAUAAUACAAAUAACGCCGUAGUCCUUUGUGUGUCAUAGCAGGCUUAAAUCUUGCACUAACUUCAUUAGAUUUUACACUCUCCCUGUCAGAAAUCAGCUUACCUUCUUCUUUUUUUCAGUUUUAUCCAUGAAGCAGAUCUACUGGCAGCUCGUUUGUACGUGAAAAGCCCUUUAUCAUUUUUUGAUUUGUAAAAAUUAAUUGCUUACUAAUCUAUGAUGAACUGCAGCAGUAAGCAGAGGAAAGCCAUCAUUAUUUAUUAUGAUCUAUAGUGUGCACAGGAAUACCUGAAUAUUUUCUCGAGAUAAAAAUGUUUUUAACCUGUAGAAUUAGUCUUGAACGAUGCCUUGAGCUUGUUAGAAAUGAUUUUUUGUAACCCCCCUCCUCCCCCCUAAAAUAACAAGGUUUCUUGUUGUAUUAAAUCAGUUGUGUACAUUAAACAGGGACCAAGGUCAGGUAUAUUUUCAGUAUAUAUUUUGAGAAAUGUAGAUUAUAUUUUAUUAACUUAUUCAUGCCCUUGGUUUUGUGUACAGUUUUUUUUUUUUUUUCGUCAAACAAAAAUCUUGUGAUUUGCUCCUUUUUGAUAAUUUUUUUUUUCUCUAAAUUAUGUCAAGCAGAGACGUGUGUGUGUGUGUGAGAUUGUGUGUGUGUGUGUUUGUCACGCCCUGAUCCACCAGCCUCUGGACCAACCAAACAUAAUGCAACUUUUACAGAGUCACACAGUGAAGCUCACUUUAACUCUCCGCUGUCUCUCCUCCUCUUUCUUCUUCUUCUUCUUCUUGUGUUGCUCAGCCACCUCCUAUCAGAUUGGCUUGUGUUGUUUGGUAGAUGACAUGUCUUGUGUUUGCACUAAUGAUCUCUCGGUUAAGGCACAAGCGAUCGAUCUGUUACAGUGAACGUGCGUUUGAAUCCGAAUGGUUUCAAUCCAAGACAUUCCUAUGAGAAGAAACGGGAGCCUCGCGUCCACUUUUCUGCUUCGCUUUGUUUGAUUUGCAAAUUCGCUUCACUUCCACUGUAAUGAAAAAGUUUCUAUGAUGCUGAUGGUUAUCUGUCUUUAAAAAAAAAAAAAAAAA
This is a messenger RNA of Larimichthys crocea (large yellow croaker), 4727 nucleotides long. RefSeq names its product POZ/BTB and AT hook containing zinc finger 1 (gene patz1). Gene Ontology annotation, molecular function: DNA-binding transcription factor activity, RNA polymerase II-specific; RNA polymerase II cis-regulatory region sequence-specific DNA binding; protein binding. Gene Ontology annotation, cellular component: nucleus. The coding region runs from base 541 to 2898 and encodes 785 amino acids. The record is from RefSeq and is a predicted model, not a curated record. NCBI's taxonomy places the organism in Eukaryota, Metazoa, Chordata, Actinopteri, Sciaenidae. The transcript is spliced from 6 exons. Gene Ontology annotation, biological process: regulation of transcription by RNA polymerase II.